Messenger RNA from Galleria mellonella (greater wax moth), 1562 nucleotides. Its product is annotated as phospholipase A1 2-like. Gene Ontology annotation, molecular function: lipase activity. The transcript has 6 exons. The record is from RefSeq and is a predicted model, not a curated record. Lineage: Eukaryota; Metazoa; Arthropoda; Insecta; Lepidoptera; Pyralidae. The coding region runs from base 468 to 1544 and encodes 358 amino acids.
CCUUAAACUUGGUACACUAGUAUCGCGAAUGUGUGCCGCGUUCGACGCAUGUAAACUACAUUGUUAUGAUAACGCACUGUCUGCUCGCGUUCCAAAUUCAAAAAUAGUUCGUGAAAAUUUCGAAUAUAGAAUAGAAUUCUUUUGAAUUUUAACAAUUCUUUUUAAGUCUUUUUAAAUUAUACAUUCAAAUAAAGAACUAUUAAAUUUAUUAUUAAAAUAAAAUAUUAUUUUUAUUUUAAUUAUUAAAAUAGAUUGUUCGAUAUCGCAUGAGAACUAUUUUAUUUGCAAUAUACAUAAUUAUUUUUCAUAUUUUUUAUUAUCAUAUAUGAUAAUUUAAUUAUGUAAAUAAUAAAAUAAAUUCGUUAAUUAGGCAAUAAAAAGUACGUAUAAUAAUAGAAAGAAGAAAUAUUAUCGGUACACGAAUUUUUGUGCUUACCUGUUUUCCUGCAGAAACAAACUCGAGAAGAAUGUUGACCACAAUAGCGUUCUUGGCAAUGCUGGUGACCAGCGCUCGAGCUGCCUACACUCCUCAUCCAGAAAUCGGAUAUCCCCUUGGAUACCUACCUGAAUGUCCGGGAUCCUUCAAGAAUGCCAGUAUCAGUCCCAAAAUGUUGCAGUACCUUCAAGUAGUGUUACACCAGUGGAGCAACAACGGCGCCAUCAGACAUCGGAUGCCCGUCAGCAAUGCUGCUAAGAUGGUCAAAAUUUAUAAUUUAGAUCUUAAAAACAAAAAGACGGUGAUUUACCUGGUCGGUUUCCUGGACGCCUCGGCCUUCCUCCAUACUGUAGCGGUGGCGUCAUCUUACGCAAAACGUGGUUACAACGUCUUCGUUUCAGAAACGAUCGCCUUCCUGUCACAUGUCUAUCCAAAAUCAGUCCGCUUGGCCAGACCGAUAGGAAAUAAAAUAGGUGAAUUUCUCGUCAAUCUAACCGCAAUGGGAAUGAAGCCGGAAAAUCUAGAACUCGUCGGUUUGAGUCUGGGAUGUCAUGUGGCUAGCUUUGCCUCUAAAUACUACUACGCUGCUACCGGCAAAAAGCCGUCGAGAAUUACCGCCUUGGAUCCAGCAGGACCGUGCUUCAGGACAGCUACACCAAAUAACAGACUGGACGCAUCGGACGCUGAAAGAGUCGACGUACUGCACACUAACAUUGACGGUUUUGGAAUAGCCGAGAGAUUAGGGCAUAUAGACAUUUAUAUUAACGGCGGUGAAUUCCAACCGGGGGAUAUACCAGCGGUGCCUUGUUUAGUUCUAUGCAGUCAUGUCAAAUCAACCCUGUAUUGGUGGCAGGCUUUGGAGAAUCCGAAGAAAUUCAUCGCUGUCAAAUGCGACAACGUGCAAGAUGCUAGAUCAGCCAAUUGUUAUAAAAAUAGCGAUAUUAUAUACGUAGGUUUGAAUACUGACUUUGACAAACCAGGCGUAUAUUAUUUGUCCACGACAGCCGAAUAUCCGUAUUACAGAGGAAAAGACGGAUUGACUGGUGAAAACGAGGUGUUCACGAACAUAUUGAGAAAAAUGAAUUCCGAUGAUAAUUUUGAUGUAUAAAGUCGUGUUGGAAAACAA